GCACACGGGAAGGUUGCUCGUCAGCACCUGGGCACCAUCCCCACUUUCAAGCUAGCAUCUUCACUCCGGUUAUACAAAGGAUGUGAAGCUGUCCCAGAGCAAUUCGAACUCUUGGCAAGCACCACUUGUCGCCAUCUUUGUUAGGGUCACGAUGACUUCCGACUGGGGCGGAAGAGAAUGUAAUCCGGUUGGUGGGUCUGAGUCGAGGAAGGCGGGAAUUUGGUCAUCUCGCUUCUCGCCCUCUGGCGGAUCCAGACAGCAGACCGACUCAUGCUCCCAGACCUACACUGAAAGUCCCCAGUGGGGUGACUUUCCGGGGUGCGGGCUUCCAGAUGGGGGAUGAGGGGCCAGGAAGUACGGUUCAUCUGCUGUGCCUCGCAGCCUCCAGCGGGGUCCCCCUGUUCUGCAGGAGCAGCAGCGGCGGCGCCCCCUCCCGUCAACAGGUGGGGUACUGGACUCCUGCACCUAAAUAAGAAGGGGUUUGAGAAGCUGGGACUGCGUGUCUCGCAGGGAGUAGAGGCUGGGGGCCUUUUGCUGAUAAGGGGGACUACUGCUAAGCCUGGCUUCCCGAAGAACUUGGGGGGAACAUGGAAGAGGCUGCAGAGUGGGACACCAGGGUCUCAAGGGGGUGUCUUCGGAGUUACUACAGUGUUCCCCACCCCUGCUCAGCUUCCGUUUUCUGUCGUCGGCUCCCUCAAUGGAGUGCACAUGUUCGCGCAGAAUCUGGACGUGCAGCUGAACUCUGCAAGAACGGAAGACACAACCGUGGUUUGGAAGAGCUUUCAUGACAGCAUCACACUCAUUGCUGUGUCAUCCGAGGAGGGCGCCUCGGAGCUGAGUCUGGGAAGGAUGCUCCACAUGGUGUUUGGGGCCAUGGUUCUCAUUGUGGGACUUGAGGAGCUGACCAACAUCCGGAAUGUAGAGCGGCUGAAGAAAGAGCUGAGGGCCAGCUACUGUCUCAUUGACAGCUUCCUGGGGAGCUCAGAGCUCAUCGGGGACCUGACCCAGUGUGUGGACUCUGUCAUUCCUCCAGAGGGCUCUCUCAUGCAGGAAACCCUCUCAGGGUUUGCGGAGGCCACGGGCACAGCCUUCGUCAGCCUGCUGGUAUCAGGCCGAGUGGUGGCAGCCACCGAGGGCUGGUGGCGCCUGGGCAUGCCUGAAGCCGUGCUGCUCCCCUGGCUGGUGGGGUCUCUGCCACCACAGGCCGCUCGCGACUACCCGGUGUACCUGCCACACGGGAGCCCCAAGGUCCCGCACCGCCUGUUGACCUUGACGCUGCUGCGGGGCCUGGAGUUGUGUCUGCUGUGCGGGCCGCGCCCACCCCUCGGCCAGCUGGACCCACAGCUGUUGGAACGCUGGUGGCAGCCGCUGCUGGAGCCCCUCCGCGCCUGCCUGCCCCUGGGCCCUAGGGUGCUGCCCGAAGGGUUCCCGCUGCACGGCGACAUCCUCGGCCUGCUGUUGCUCCACUUGGAACUGAGACGCUGCCUCUUCACUGUGGAGCCUUCACCCGAUAAAGAGCCUUCCCCUGGGCAGCGCCGGCGCCUCCUUAGAAACUUCUACGCUCUGGUGGUCACCACACACUUCCCAGCAGGGCCUGCAGAGAAAGAAGAGGAUGCAGGCAGCCCAGCCCAGAGGCCCAGAGCUUGCUAUCUGGUGCUGGGACCGGGCAUGGGGUGGCGGCUGGUGGCCUUGCAGCUCGGACUCCGGCUGCUGUUGCUGAUGCUGUCUCCUCAGAGCCCCACCCAUGGGCUGCGAGGCCUUGCCACCCACACUCUACAAGCCCUCACCCCGUUCCUUUGACCAUCCGGGGUGGGUGUCAAUAGAUGGGGUAGUAAUGUUA
Molecule: messenger RNA, 1840 nt
Organism: Onychomys torridus (southern grasshopper mouse)
Lineage: Eukaryota; Metazoa; Chordata; Mammalia; Rodentia; Cricetidae
Gene: Fuz
Product: fuzzy planar cell polarity protein
Exons: 10
Coding region: 340-1800 (486 amino acids)
Biological process (GO): vesicle-mediated transport; non-motile cilium assembly
Source: RefSeq, a predicted model, not a curated record